Messenger RNA from Cotesia congregata, 1170 nucleotides. NCBI's taxonomy places the organism in Eukaryota, Metazoa, Arthropoda, Insecta, Hymenoptera, Braconidae. The record is from the annotation of a GenBank genome assembly.
CGUGUCAAUCGACUCCUUUUGUCAUCCCUCGGACAAUGGCCGCAGCAAGAUCGAGUUUCUAAAUUGUGUACACUUACAAGCGCGAUUUUCUUCCUUAUUACUCAAGGAUACUUUCAGGUAGGAGGAAUGAUAGCUGCUUGGUGUGACAAGCCAAUAUUUAUGGAAUCAAUACCGCCUGUGUUGAUAAGCAUCGUGUGCGUUUUCAAAUUUAUCAAUUUCAACUACAAUGCUGAUAAGAUGAGAUCACUCCUCGAGAGCAUCCAAGCCGACUGGAAUACUAUAAAUGAUGAGGAAGAAAUAAAAAUUUUGACAUCUUGGGCCAAGGACAGCAGGAAAAAUGCCAUUAUGUACGCAACCGCGGUCUACGGAUCAAUGGUUCCAUUCAUGUUAGGACCUCUGAUCCCAGUUUUCUGCAAGCUUCUGCCGGAAAGCUUGAUCUCCUCAAACAGCAGCAUCGCCAAUACAAAGCCUGUGAUGUUCCACAUUGAGUACUUGUACGACAUGGACAAAUAUUACAUCCCGCUGGUAGUUCAUUCGUACUUUGGUACCAUGACAUACAUCACUGUGGUAAUUGCAGUCGAUACCAUGUUCAUGGUCUAUGUUCAGCAUGCCUGCGCGAUAUUUGUGAUUGUUGGAAAUAGGUUGGAACAUCUGGUGGACAAUGAUGUAAUUAAUAUCGACAUUAAUCCGCGGAUUUCCAGCGACAAACCUUAUCAGAAUAUGGUCAAGUGUAUUAUUGAGCACAGUAAGGCUCUUGACUAUGCUAAUAUGAUUGAAUCGGCGAUGUCCUUUUCUUUCUUCUUUCAAUUGGGGUUUAAUAUGAUUACUAUCAGUUUUACUGGCUUUCAAGCUAUAACAAAAUUAGAUCGUCCCGACGAAUCUUUUCGAUACGCAACAUUCACAAUCGCCCAAACCUGGGUUCUAUUUUUUCUAAGCUGGCCGUCUCAACGAUUGGCUGAUGAAAGUACUCGAAUAAGCGAAACCACGACUAGAUCCAAGUGGUACCUGACUUCUUUGAGGUCACGAAAACUUCUCCAAUUAUUUAUUCUGAGGAGUUCUGUUCCCUGUCAAUUGACCGCCGGGAGUUUUUACAUCUUAAACAUGCAGAACUUCAGCUCAGUUGUCCGGACUUCAGUCUCAUACUUUAUGGUUUUAUGUUCAAUGCAGUAA